Messenger RNA from Mesorhabditis belari, 210 nucleotides. Lineage: Eukaryota; Metazoa; Nematoda; Chromadorea; Rhabditida; Rhabditidae. The record is from the annotation of a GenBank genome assembly.
AUGAGAUUUGCAUCAGCUGUGAAAAAUCUUCCAAAUCCAAUUCAUUUCAUCAAAUUUAAUCAAUGGCAUGACACCGAUUUUGGACUUGAUUUUUGUGCGAUCCCAAAAACGGGAUCAACAAUAACUGGAGGCAUUCUUUGUGAUGUUUUGAGGGAUUACAAGGCAAUUCCCUAUAGACAGCACUUCUCAAAAACGAUCAUUGGGGAGAAG